Contarinia nasturtii (swede midge) is the source of this 972-nucleotide messenger RNA. Its product is annotated as serine protease persephone-like. Lineage: Eukaryota; Metazoa; Arthropoda; Insecta; Diptera; Cecidomyiidae. Gene Ontology annotation, biological process: proteolysis. The transcript is spliced from 7 exons. The record is from RefSeq and is a predicted model, not a curated record. Gene Ontology annotation, molecular function: serine-type endopeptidase activity. Bases 1 to 972 code for a protein of 323 amino acids.
AUGUAUAGUUGCCAUGCUAGCAAUGAAGCAGGUCACGCCAAAAAAUACAUUAACGUUGUUGUUCAACCAAAGCAUGGUGAUGUUGGAAAUGGGACAGCUGAUAAAUAUAAAAUAGAAAAGCAAAGUGUUGCAAAUGCUGAAAUGACUGCCAAAAAUGCAUGCAAAGCAUUUCCUAGGAAUGAAAACAUAAGAGUAGAAGAACGUAUAAUACUUGGUGAUAUUGCUGAUCAAGGUGAAUUUCCCUGGAUGGCCGCCAUAUUUUACAGCGACGAAUUGAAUUUAAAUUUUGGCUGUGGUGGUACAAUAAUAUCAGAGUUCUAUAUAAUGACCGCUGCACAUUGCGUGACAGAUAGGCAGCCACCAGUGAUAGUGCGAUUGGGAAAAGUGAAUUUAACCGAUACCAUUUCUGAUGCUGUUAAGGCCGUACAUUAUAAUAUAAAAAAUUACACGCGUCAUCCAAAUUAUAACAUUACCACGAAAAAGAACGAUAUUGGACUCAUUCGACUGUCAACAAACAUUCGGUUUACCAAUGCGAUUAGACCAGCGUGCUUGCACACCAAUAUGGCUGAUGUAGAUACUAAUAGAAAAGUAAUUGUGAUCGGCUGGGGCAAUACAGAUCCUGCUAGAACGUCUCUAUCAAACGAGCUACGCAAAAUUGAGAUUAAUACAAAGCCUUUAAAUGAUUGCAACAAUACAUAUUUGAAUCAUUUUGCAUUGAAGAAUCAUGCAGUGUUUAAAGAUGGUCUUAUUCCCGGACAAUAUUGUGCAUACGACCCAAAAUGGAGAAUGGAUUCUUGCCAAGGCGAUAGCGGAGGAUCGCUACAAAAAAUGUCAAAUAAUGAUCCAAACACUGUCGAAAUAGUUGCAAUUGUUAGUUUUGCUCAUGGUUGCGCGUUGGAAUUGCCUAGUAUUUAUACUCGUGUUGCCCAUUAUAUCGAUUGGAUUACGCCCAUUGUUUGGCCACAAAAUUAA